CCCCGGCACGUUUUUGUUUAGUAGGAAGCGCUAGGGCAGCCAUCUAUUUGUCCUGACCAGAAAUAAUAAAAAAAAAUAAAACGCAAUACUAUUAAAAUAAAGCAGAAUUAAGCAUCUUUCGAGACGUCACACCGUCUAAAGUGUCCGAGGCGGCUGGAAACUCGAGGAGAGCAGAGAUGUCAGAGACUUAUGAUUUUCUGUUUAAGUUCCUGGUGAUCGGCAGUGCCGGCACAGGGAAGUCCUGCCUUCUUCAUCAGUUCAUUGAGAAUAAAUUCAAACAGGAUUCGAACCACACGAUUGGAGUGGAGUUUGGGUCCAAGGUGGUCAACGUGGGAGGGAAGACAGUGAAGCUGCAGAUCUGGGACACAGCUGGGCAGGAGCGUUUCAGGUCUGUGACUCGGAGUUACUAUCGCGGGGCUGCUGGAGCUCUUCUGGUCUAUGACAUCACAAGUCGCGAGACGUACAACGCUCUGACGAACUGGCUGACGGACGCGCGCACCCUGGCCAGCCCCAACAUCGUCAUCAUCCUGUGUGGAAACAAGAAGGACCUGGAUGCAGACCGCGAAGUCACCUUCCUGGAGGCAUCCCGCUUCGCUCAGGAGAACGAGCUGAUGUUCCUGGAGACAAGCGCCCUGACAGGAGAGAAUGUAGAGGAAGCCUUUCUGAAAUGUGCUCGGAACAUUCUGAACAAGAUCGAGUCAGGAGAGCUGGACCCCGAGCGGAUGGGUUCUGGGAUUCAGUAUGGAGACGCCUCCCUGCGGCAGCUCAGACAGCCCCGUGGAGUCACAGCACAGAACCAGCAGCAGUGUAACUGCUAGGGGCCGGCCGGGACAUGCACUCCACACAGGGACUGGGAAAAGUGCUGCCUCUCCACUGGUUUCAUAUCCCCCUAGACUCGAGGAGGGGUGAAUCUCGACCCUUUCUGAAAAACGAACCGGCGCCUGAGAUGGUGUGCCUUGGCCUGUGCCCUCCUUUCCACCUUUCCGGCCCUCCUGAUCUGUGGAAACAAUCUCCCGCAGUGCCCAGGUCACCCAGCAGGGGGCAAUGCGCUGGUCGCUGGUAUACAAGGCAGGCCAGCUCUUUGUGAACCACUCGGCUGCUGCUGUCCACCAAGCUCUGAGUCCUGUACUUCCUAAUAGGGCGGCACAUAUUUACAAAACUUUCACCCACGCUUUAGACUUUUAUCCAUAACGUCAGCCCCUCAAUCAGGUUAAACGUAUUAUAAGAAAAGUUUUGUCCAAUGCCUUCAUCGGUUUAAAUAAAAACCAACGGGGCCACAUAUCUUAACCCCCCUCCUAUUUUAAAGUAAUUACUUAUUUCAUUUUUUUUGCCACAGCUAAAUAUGACACUUCUGGCUUCUUUUGCCGGUAAGAGAUGACUUUUAAAAGUUUAAAAACACUUCCUGGUACCUAACUAUUUCCUGUGCUGUAGGUCACAUACCAUCUCGAAUAUUGUAGUGAAACAGAUUUAGAUUGGUACCAGAAAACUGGAGCACAUUUGUAUUCUGCGUUUUUAAAGCAUAACAAGGUAAAACUGUUAGAAAAUAAGUCGGCUAGACACAGUUUUGGCUACUAAAGCCUUUGUCUACUUGACUUAAUUUCUUCGAAUAUUACCAGUGGAUUUGAAUCAAGCGUUAUGAAGUUAUGGAUAAUAAGAAUUAACAAAAAAAAAAAAAAAAAUGCAAAAAACAAAAUAUAUUCACCUCAAGAGAGGCGAACCAGUGGCUAAUAAGAGGUAAAACAAUUCUCCCCCUUUUGAAGAUGCCUACUAAAAUGGUAUAUAGUUUAAUCUGUAUUUAUUUAAAAUGCAGUGCAUCAUAUUCAGUGUUCUUAUGGCUGCAGCCGUCGAGUGGUUAAGACAACAGGCUUUGUACUGGUUUGUUGGUUGGUGUUUUUUAGUGGGCAUGGCAUCUGUAAUGUAGCCAAGCAAAUUCAAUACACAACAAUCAAUGUUCAGUGCUCAUUUCAGCCAGUAAUGUCAGUACUUUUACCCCCCUUUUUAAUGUUUUUUUAUUUAACUUUAAUUGAGCGGUUUUCUGCUUGAGAAAACGGAAACCCAAAUUGUUCUAACUUUCUAACAAAAACUGUAGUUUGGUUCGGUGGGAUCACAAAUAUGUACUAUCAAUGUUUAAUUUUACAUGGCAGCAAAGGCCCCUGCUGGUGAAUGCUUCUCGUAAUUGCACUAAUAAUGUUUGUAGGAAUUGCAAUUGGUUUUCUUAAAGGGAAUAUAAUUGAACGUCAAAACGUUCUGCCUUGGUCUCUGAUUGGCUUUGUUGAGAUCGGUUAGUCGAUUGAUCUUGGUUAGCUGAUUGGAUGCCCAAAAGGUCACUGACAUUUAUAUAUAUAAAAAAGGGGGGGGGGGGGGCCUUGGAUUGCAACUUAACAUAAAACAUAAUUUACAACAUCUCGGAAACCAUGUUUCUAAGAAUGGGCAUAAUGCCCUUUGUGUGUGUAGGCACCAUAGUAGGUUACAAGUGAUGUGGUUGCUGCACGUUAGUGCAUCUAUCUCAGGCAAAGCUAGCAGUUCUUAAACCUGAACCUACACAUACCAGUCGACCAGCGGCUUGCCCCCUGUUAUCUUUUAUUUCUAAAAGAAAUAUAAACUAAGCACUAAUAUGUGACUCCCAACUCCCUUCCUUUUAUUUUCUCUCUGUCAUUCUCUCUGCCCCUAUUACGCCAACAGAUAUGCAGUCAAGUCUAGUACCUUUAAGUCCAAGUCCUGAUGGUUCAAGUAGACUUUUAAAAAAGUAUUUUAAAUAAAGCAUGAAUUACGGGGGCUGUUAAAAUAAAAAAUAAAUACAACCCAUAAACGUUGCAACAUACUCACUGGCCCCCAUUCAUUCAGCCAUGAUUCCUGGUACCUAAGCACUUCCUGUUGCCUAGGUCACAUGGUCUGCUUGCAUUUAGGCCAUAGCAGUAAAUCUGACCCACAUCAGAUUUACUGCUAGAAAAUGCAUUAUGUGCAUUAAACAAACUAAAAAUAUAUCUUGAGCUCAAUAAAGGUGCUUUACAGUGGUAAGACAUAAAUAAAUCAUUGGCUAAAGUUUAGUGAAUUGGGUCCAAAAUGUUUUCUAAUGCAUUACACUUCAACUUGAAUCAUCAGGACUCAUUGAGUUGAGUGCAUGCUUCUGUUCCAGUGUCUUUUUGCAGUGACUGCGUGAAGUUGUCAGUUUGUAAUAGACAGUCCGGUCAGUCGAUUCUUAUUUUUAUUGUUUAUUUUAAGUAACAAGAUUGAAGUAGUAAAUGUAAAUGCAACAAUCCUUACUGAAGAGUGACUACUGGGCCUGCUGUUACAGCUUUCUAUUCUACUACCAUGCAUGGGACAUGCAAGGGUGCCCAAUAAAGGGUGCCCAGCUGCAUGUCUGCUAUUAUAGACCCUUUUUAAUGAACGUCUUGUUGUGGGAAACUGCAGUGCAUGUGUGUACUGCUUGGCUUGCUGCAUUGGCAGAUGGCAGACAGUGAGAGUGGUGGUAUAAUGGAGGAUAAAUAUCAUUGGUUUAUGGCAGUGCACAAUGCUUUAAAAGGAAUAUCUGGUGGGGUAUGAGAGUGGCAUUAUAAUGAUAGAGGACUGUUUUUAAAAAAAAAAAAAAAAAAAAAAAAAUCUGUUGCCCAAAACGUCUUUUUUCACUGAUUCUUAAAAAAAAACCUUCCCCAUCUUAAUUGAACUUGCUUAAAAAAAAGAAACAAACUUGGUGAAAUGGGAGGCUAUCGGAAGAGGCUCACAAUUUUCACAGGACACCCCCUUUUAGCACCAGCAGGGUUCAGAGCAGAGCUGUAUACUGAGUGGAUAGCAGCCUUAUACCAAUGACUGUGUUGAAGCAGAGUGAGUGAGUGGGAGGGAAGAUUAGGGUAUUAUUAUAUUCUAUCAGAGACAAAGGGAGUCGUUGGAUUUAUUACAUUUAUACAAGGCUUGAAACGUGCACUGACCCUGCCCCCAGGCAUGGGUUACAGAACUCCCCUUGUGUAGGUACAGCGUUGAAAUGACCAGGAGUUUAAACAGUGUGCUGUGAACUGAUCGCACUUAUCAAAGCAUGAAUACGCCUCACCUGCGUCUGUAGGUUUACUAAUAGGAGUUGUACCUGCAGCUGUAAUGGAGACUAACUUUAUUUUAGGUAUCUGUUAUAAGUGCUUAUGUUAUAUCAGUGAUAGAUGUUAUUAAUGUGCCUAUUAAACUAAAGUGUUACCCCAAACUCCUGGCUCCUGGUCAUUUAAAUAAUAGACUUAAUUGGGGGUAGUUCUGAAACCCAGGACUGGGUGGAGGGGUAGUUUCAAGCCAUGUCUAUAGAAUGUAAAUACCUGUGAGUGACCUUGAGCAAAUGAAAGUCAAUAAAUACUGCAAACCCCCAUUUUGUGUGCCAACUAGAAUGGGUGCUGAUUGCACUGUACUGUAUACUCGCACGAUAACUGCUGUACAGUGAACCUCAGCGAGGAGAUAACAGUCUUCCGAGUGGGGAAAAUCAGAGGUUUUUAUACCAGAACGGGAAAUGGUUGUCUCUAAGUGCACUCUGUGCAGCCUCUAGUUAUAGCUAUUAUGAGAAGUGCUUUAGUCUGACAACCCAGUCACUCUCAGCAAUGGUGCUGUGCUGCCUGUGGGGGCCUUUGUGACAUUUGUUUAUUGAACGUGUACAGUGUUGUGUUUUUGCAGGAUAUAGAGGGGGUUUAUUAUUCUUAUUUGUUUAUUUUUGCAGCCGCCUUUAUCCAAGGCGACUUACAGAGACUAGGGUGUGUGAAUUAUGCAUCAGCUGCAGAGUCACUUACAACAACGUCUCACCCGAAAGACAGAGCACAAGGAGGUUAAGUGACUUGCUCAGGGUCACACAAUGAGUCAGUGGCUGAGCUGGGAUUUGAACCGGGGACCUCCUGGUUACAAGCCCCUGCAUCCUGUGGUUAAAGAAAAAGGCUUGUAACCAGGAGGUCCCCAGUUCAAAUCCCGGGGCUGAAUUGUGAUUUAAAAUAUAUAAACUAACCUAAAUAGUACUUUUUAAAGCUUUGUAGUUGAAAAUAACAAAAUACAGUAUUUCCCAGGAAAGUUGCAUAAGAUUCUCUUAACUCAAACUAUUUAGAAUGGAAUGGUAUCAAGGGGUAGCUGUCCUUCGCUAUAUUCUUUAAACCUCACUGUAUAAAAUAUUUCACAAUGCAGAAAAGCAGGCUCAGUUGUUGCCUAGUAACUGAGACAUCCUCUAAGAUACUGUAUAUCUGAAUCUGCUAUGAUGUAAAUAUGUUGGGUUUUGUUUGCAUGUAGAUUUUUAUGCUUUUUGUGUUGUGAUUUAUAUAGAUUUUUUGUGAAUGUUAUUUAUGUGUUUGGUGAUGCUGUAUCACAUGAACUAAUCACAAACUCCUUUCCCUGCACAAAAAAACAAUAAACAAGAAAAUCAUUUUGCCA
This is a messenger RNA of Acipenser ruthenus (sterlet), 5382 nucleotides long. RefSeq names its product ras-related protein Rab-4B-like. NCBI's taxonomy places the organism in Eukaryota, Metazoa, Chordata, Actinopteri, Acipenseriformes, Acipenseridae. The record is from RefSeq and is a predicted model, not a curated record. Gene Ontology annotation, biological process: regulation of endocytosis; Rab protein signal transduction. The transcript is spliced from 8 exons. Gene Ontology annotation, cellular component: endosome. Gene Ontology annotation, molecular function: GTP binding; GTPase activity. The coding region runs from base 177 to 818 and encodes 213 amino acids.